UCACAGUCUCCCCCAGCUAGGCAGUGGGCUGUCAGAGGGACUCGAGCCUCCCCCUCCGAUGUCCUGCGUGCUCUCUUCAUCGUCGCCAAGGGGCAUCAUCACCUGCGCCAACUCCACCCUACCCAGCCGCGUGUAGCACCGCGCCUCCCUCAGCCCCACCACAAUCCCCCGGGGUGUGCCGGGCUCGUCACCUCUGAAGUCCUCAGGGUCAGCAACAUCCAUGUCACGGCGCCAAAACCCACGCACACGCCUGAUGGAUGGAUACAUACACACACAUACGAGGCACACGCAGCAAGAUGUAAGUGAGUAGUGCUGGCAGUCGACGGAGUGGAGUGCUGCCUGGCGGCCAGCCGAGCUCAGCUGUGGGAGGGGGGACUCACUGACUCACUCACUGGAUAGCUCGUGCGGGCGUGAAGUCUUUGCACUCCCACAUGCAGCCCGUGGCCUCCCCCUUGAAGCGGCUGAAUCGCUUCUUGACGUGAGCAGGCCUGCAGCCACUCACACACAUGGCCAUCACGGCACGCACAGGGAAUGAAUGCACUAAUGGUUCGACCGAUUGAUGGAUGCGACAAUGAGUGAGUGAGAGUGUGGCCCUGCCUCCCUGCCUCCCUGGCUGGCUGGCUGGCUGGCUGGCUGUCCGUCGGCACAUACAUGCAUACCUGCUGUAUAUUUCCCAUGCAGUGAGGUUGGUGAGCAGGAGUCUGAAGUUGCGGAGGCACAGCUGCGACACGAACCACACCCACACCAAGUCAACACCGCACACAAACGCCAGCAGUUGACAACGCCACUGAAUGAACACCACACACACACAGACCCAGACACACACACACAAUGGGCUCUGCUUGCUCUAUGUGUGUGUGUGUGUGUGUGUGUGCUGUCUGUGUAGCUACCUCUGCAGGUUCGAACCAGGGUGUGUCUGCGUGCAUGACGAUGUGUGUGUAGUAGAGCCACACGGCGGGGUAGGUGAGUACGAUGCCCAGCCAGCAGAAGAAGAUGAAGGUGAAGAACACCCGCUGGUUGCCCACACCAACCGCGUUGUCCACCCACGGACAAAAGUGGUCGAAACGCCUUACACACACACACACACGGAUGCCCCUGUGUGAGCUGUGUAUGCCAGGAGUUCGGGUGUGUGUGUGUACCUACCUGAUGGUUCUGCCGACCUCCUUGCAGUAGUGCACGCGGGGCGUCUUGACGCUCUGGGGAAUCAACAUGAUGCCCUACUCGUGUCACGCCGGACAGCCACACAGGUAAGCAUAUACACCACAGGCCGAUUUGUCUCUCUUUUUCAGGUGUGGUCUGGUGUGGAUUUACUUUGAGCUUCCCCGUGAGUAUGUUGUUGAGGUAUUCGCCCCGCCCUUGGGCGAUCAGCCGCUGCCGACGCUCGGACGACACACCCGCCAUCAACCAACGCAUACGACCCUGCACACACGUACACACACACACACACACACAGACAGACAGAGAGAGGAGAUGACUUGUGUCCGCCAGCCCCCACAACUUCGCCCUCUCUCUGUAUCUGUCUGUCUGAGGUACCUCGAUGUCCCGUAUCUGCUGUUGCUUGUCAGCACUGAGCUCGUAGAAUGAUCCGUCGGGCACGUUGUCAGUGUCGGUGUUGCCGCCCAAUGACGAUGUCACCGGCGGGAUUGGCUGCUGGACCACCACACCCACAGGUGACAGGGGCUGCUCGAAACCAUCUUCCUCAUCGUCUGCUUGAUCGUCCUCCUGCUGCUCGUGCUCCUCGUCUUGAUCUUGCUCAUGGUGGUCUUGGCUGUCUUGCUCCGUGUCCGCCUCUUCCUCUCCCUCUCCUUCUCCCUCUUCCUCUCCCUCUCCCUCCACCUGCGCCUCCACCUGCACCUGCCUCUCCACCUGUGUGUGUUGGUUGCCGUUAUCCAUGUCCAUGUCUUCAUCGGGUGUAAGGAAGGCCAAAUGACCGGCAGCCGGCUGCUGCUCCCUCGGUGAUGCGUCGGAUGAGAAGCCCAAUGAGCCCCACCCCCAUGUGGUGGUGUCUGUGUCGUCGGGCCAGUGGGAGGGAGAGGGGUCCGGUUCGGGCGGUAGGAGGGGCGUGUAGAUGGCGUCGUCGUCCCUGCCCACCCUGCUGCUGGUAAUGGUGGUGGUGGUGGUUGGCUUGGGCUGGGAGUGGCCUGAGGUGGCAUUGGUCAUCAGGUCCUCCGCACACCGCAGGGUGAGGCUGUGCAGGUUGCUGAUAGAUAAACUCAACCCAACCACACACAGGAGAUGCGUCACGUGCGAUGCGUCAACGUUGUCCCAUAGAUACAUACAUUUCGGUGUGUUGGAGUGAUUUCUCGUUGGGCCCCAGGUCAUGGGGUGUGAUCAGCAGCCGCGGGUUCUGCUCCAGCAGACGCACGUCAUCAGCCCACGACCUUUACACACACACGUAGAUGAAAUGAACGAACCACUCCCGUCAGCUGGUUCGGUCCAGCUGAGCUCAGCUGCACUUACCGUCCCGUCAUGAGAUGGAACUGUUUUCUGAUCUCGAUCUCGUCAGCAAAACCUGGAUCUGACGUGUACGCUGCACAUACAUACAUACGACACACAUACAUACAACCAACCGCACACGCGCACACACAUCUAUCUAUGUUGUGGUAUGUGGCUGGCUGGCUGGCUGGUUGAUUGCAUUGAGUGUGGCGUGUCCGGUCCUGACAGGCCAGGCUGAGUGACUGACUGACCUAGCACCCACAGCACUUGCACCACCAGCCACAUUAGUGCCCACGCCGCAAACAUGGCCAGCACGCCGUCGUGGCCCUCGUUGAGACGAACAUCAGUCGACGCUAACCUGACACACACAACACGCAGGGCCACACAGCCAGAUGCACAGAUGCGUGUGGUGUGGUGGAUAUGGUGGUCAGGUGGCGGCGUGCGGUGUGUUUGUGCUACGCGAAGACGAGGAAGCUGAAUGCCUGCAGCCACACGUAGAUCUGCAAGCCAACCACACACACAUGCACACAACACAUCGUCAGAAUGAGUGUGGGUGUGAGUGUGUGUGUGAGUGUGUUGUCGUGUGGUGGGUCCCUCCCUCCCUCCCGCCUCACCCACCCAUGCGAAUUGGUUGGUGAAGAUCAGCGGUCUGUUGAAGACGCGGUGGUUGUAAUGCCAACGCUGCAUUCACCACCGACACACACGAGUGUCAAGUACCAUGCCAUGCCAUGCCGUCUGUGGUGUGUGUUUACUUUGAGGUUGAGUGGGAGGCAGCAGGCGGUGCUCCGCGAUAUCAAAUAGGGCGACACACCUACUCACAGUCACACACAUACAGAGGCACUGAAGCGUCUGUCGCUGUGCUGGUAUGCAGCCCACCGCCUCACUAACCUCGGACAUCCUUGUCGUUGGUGAGCAUGACGCCGCCAUAGCGGACCAGUGUGGUGAUGACCUCCUCGUCUACUCCAUUCUUGACAGCCAAGUGAAGCGCUGUCCGACCUGCACACACAACACACAAAGCCCUCUCACUUCAAGGGGCCACAUCCCGUACGUCACGUCAUGUCACGUGAUGCAUGGCCUGACUGACCGAGGAAGUCUCUGGCGCCCAUGUAUGCGCCUCUGGCGAUGGCCCACUGCACCUGACGCACGUUGCCCCUCAU
Molecule: messenger RNA, 3593 nt
Organism: Vitrella brassicaformis
Lineage: Eukaryota; Vitrellaceae
Source: the annotation of a GenBank genome assembly